Arachis stenosperma is the source of this 1143-nucleotide messenger RNA. RefSeq names its product serine/threonine-protein phosphatase 7 long form homolog. The record is from RefSeq and is a predicted model, not a curated record. NCBI's taxonomy places the organism in Eukaryota, Viridiplantae, Streptophyta, Magnoliopsida, Fabales, Fabaceae. Gene Ontology annotation, biological process: meristem development; meristem maintenance. Bases 1 to 1143 code for a protein of 380 amino acids. The transcript is spliced from 4 exons.
AUGUUGACAUGUGACCAUCCAGUUCCUCCAGAUCGGUACAACGAUAGGGUGGAGGAGCACUUACGAGUUACUGGGUUUUAUCAUGCAUCUCAGAUCGGUGUAGUACAAUGUCAGAAGGCACUGGUCAAUGCUCUAAUCGAACGGUGGCACCCAGAUACACAUACAUUUCACCUUUCCAUUGGUGAAUGUACUGUGACACUUGAAGAUGUGGCUCUAAUUCUUGAUCUUCCGACGGAUGGUCUUCCUGUCGCAGGGAUGACAAUGAGUAGCUUCGAAGCCUUGAAGGCGGAGUGUUUGCAUCAAUUUGGAGUUGCAUCACGUGUGCACUGGAAGUAUCUACCAUUGCUUCGUGAUUUUUCCAAUAUUGAACAGUAUAAUUGGGGAUCGGCAUGCCUAGCACACCUCUACAGGGGGUUAUGCAGGGCAUCUCGUUUUAACUGUAAGGAAAUAAAUGGUCCACUAAUACUCCUGCUCGGUUGGGCUUGGAUCCGACUGCCAUAUCUAUCGCCGCUUCCCAGGGAACCCCGCAGUUUUUCGCUAGUAAACAGGUGGCGUAACUGGGAGCGUGGUGACCGACGAUAUAGAUAUAUGAAUCUAGCUCACUUUAGGAAGGCCUUUGAUGAACUUCAGGAAGGCUAUUUUGUGUGGGUUGCUUAUGCUGUGGAUCGCGUGGAUCCGAACAUAAUACCUGCUGAAAUCUACAUGCAGUCGGUUGUGUGGAGUGCUACAGUUUCAUUGGUGUCGUUUGAAUGUAUUGAGUGGCAUGCUACCGAUAGGUAUAGGCGACAGUUCAGUUUCGUUCAGGGAGUACCUCAUCAAGAGCGGAAUCUGGACAAGGCGCAUGGAGAAUUCCUGACUAGUCCUAAGAAUCUUAACUGGGCCACGACACCGAGUCAUUCAAUUUGGGUGAUGCAUUGGACAAACAGGUAUAACUACGUUCUUUCUGAGCUUCCCAUGCCUUCACAGCAUUCAUUGAAAACUUACAUGUAUUGGUACCGGUCAAAAUUUGGGGACCGCUUGAACUUGUCAAAUCUUGUGGGUGAAGACAAUGAUGAGGGUAAUCAGGAUAUGGAUGAGGGUAACCAGGAUAUGGAUGAGGAUAGUCAGGAUGCGGAUGAUGACAAUGAGAAACAGGAGCCAUAG